Molecule: messenger RNA, 5945 nt
Organism: Balaenoptera musculus (blue whale)
Lineage: Eukaryota; Metazoa; Chordata; Mammalia; Artiodactyla; Balaenopteridae
Gene: ROBO1
Product: roundabout guidance receptor 1
Exons: 31
Coding region: 66-4973 (1635 amino acids)
Biological process (GO): cell-cell adhesion; Roundabout signaling pathway; axon guidance
Cellular component (GO): plasma membrane; axon
Molecular function (GO): axon guidance receptor activity; protein binding
Source: RefSeq, a predicted model, not a curated record
UUGGAGACCCCAUUUCUACUCUCUCCUCUUGGCAUGAGACUGUAUGCAGGACCCACCCGAGGACAAUGAUCGCGGAGCCUGCUCACUUUUACCUCUUUGGAUUAAUAUGUCUCUGUUCAGGCUCCCGUCUUCGUCAGGAAGAUUUUCCACCUCGCAUUGUUGAACACCCUUCCGACCUAAUUGUCUCAAAAGGAGAACCUGCAACUUUGAACUGCAAAGCUGAAGGCCGCCCCACACCCACCAUUGAAUGGUACAAAGGUGGGGAGAGAGUGGAGACAGACAAAGAUGACCCUCGCUCACACAGAAUGUUGCUGCCAAGUGGAUCUUUAUUUUUCUUACGUAUAGUGCAUGGACGAAAAAGUAGACCUGAUGAAGGGGUCUAUGUCUGUGUAGCAAGGAAUUACCUCGGAGAGGCUGUGAGUCACAAUGCAUCGCUGGAGGUAGCCAUACUACGGGAUGACUUCAGACAAAACCCUUCCGAUGUCAUGGUGGCUGUGGGAGAGCCUGCAGUGAUGGAAUGCCAGCCUCCACGAGGCCAUCCGGAGCCCACCAUUUCGUGGAGGAAAGAUGGCUCUCCGCUGGAUGAUAAAGAUGAAAGAAUAACUAUACGAGGAGGAAAGCUCAUGAUUACUUACACCCGCAAAAGUGAUGCUGGCAAAUACGUUUGUGUUGGUACCAACAUGGUUGGGGAACGUGAGAGUGAAGUAGCAGAGCUAACUGUUUUAGAGAGACCGUCAUUUGUGAAGAGACCUAGUAACUUGGCAGUCACUGUGGAUGACAGUGCGGAAUUUAAAUGUGAGGCCCGAGGCGACCCUGUGCCCACAGUACGAUGGAGGAAAGAUGAUGGGGAACUGCCCAAAUCCAGAUAUGAAAUCAGAGAUGAUCAUACCUUGAAAAUUCGGAAGGUGAUGGCUGGUGACACGGGGUCAUAUACUUGUGUUGCGGAAAAUAUGGUUGGAAAAGCUGAAGCCUCUGCUACUCUGACUGUCCAAGUUGGGUCUGAACCUCCACAUUUUGUUGUGAAACCCCGUGACCAGGUUGUUGCCUUGGGACGAACUGUAACUUUCCAGUGUGAAGCAACUGGAAAUCCUCAACCAGCUAUCUUCUGGAGGAGAGAGGGGAGUCAGAAUCUGCUUUUCUCAUAUCAGCCACCACAGUCAUCCAGCCGUUUUUCAGUCUCCCAGACUGGUGACCUCACUAUUACUAAUGUCCAGCGGUCUGAUGUUGGUUAUUAUAUCUGCCAGACUUUAAAUGUUGCCGGAAGUAUCAUCACAAAAGCAUAUUUGGAAGUUACCGAUGUGAUCGCAGACCGACCUCCCCCCGUCAUUCGACAAGGUCCUGUGAAUCAGACUGUAGCAGUGGAUGGUACUUUAGUGCUCAGCUGUGUGGCCACAGGCAGUCCAGUGCCCACAAUUCUGUGGAGAAAGGAUGGAGUCCUUGUUUCAACCCAAGAUUCUCGAAUCAAACAGCUGGAGACCGGAGUACUACAGAUCCGAUAUGCUAAGCUGGGUGACACUGGUCGGUACACCUGCAUUGCAUCAACCCCCAGUGGUGAAGCAACAUGGAGUGCUUACAUUGAAGUCCAAGAAUUUGGAGUUCCAGUUCAGCCUCCAAGACCCACCGACCCAAAUUUAAUCCCUAGUGCCCCCUCAAAACCUGAAGUUACAGAUGUCAGCCGAAAUACAGUAACAUUGUCAUGGCAACCAAAUUUGAAUUCAGGUGCAACUCCAACAUCUUACAUUAUAGAAGCCUUCAGCCAUGCAUCUGGCAGCAGCUGGCAGACCGUAGCAGAGAAUGUGAAAACAGAAACAUUUGCCAUUAAAGGACUCAAACCUAAUGCGAUUUACCUUUUCCUUGUGAGGGCAGCAAAUGCAUAUGGAAUUAGUGAUCCAAGCCAGAUAUCAGACCCAGUGAAAACACAAGAUGUUCCCCCAACAAGUCAGGGGGUGGAUCACAAGCAGGUCCAGCGAGAACUGGGAGAUGUUGUACUGCAUCUCCACAACCCCACUGUCCUUUCUUCCUCUUCGGUCGAAGUGCACUGGACGGUGGACCAACAGUCGCAGUAUAUUCAAGGAUACAAAAUUCUUUAUCGCCCAUUUGGAGGCAGCCGUGGUGAAUCGGAGUGGUUGGUUUUUGAAGUGAGGACUCCAACCAAAAAUAGCGUGGUUAUCCCUGAUCUCAAAAAAGGAGUCAACUAUGAAAUUAAGGCUCGUCCUUUUUUUAAUGAAUUUCAAGGAGCAGAUAGUGAAAUUAAAUUUGCCAAAACCCUAGAAGAAGCACCCAGCGCCCCACCCCAAAGUGUAACUGUAUCAAAGCAUGAUGGAAAUGGAACUGCAAUUCUUGUGAGUUGGCAACCACCUCCUGAAGAUACUCAGAAUGGAAUGGUCCAAGAGUAUAAGGUUUGGUGUCUGGGCAAUGAAACUCGAUACCAUAUAAACAAGACAGUAGACGGUUCCACCUUUUCUGCGGUUAUUCCCUCGCUGGUGCCUGGGAUCCGGUACAGCAUAGAGGUGGCAGCCAGCACCGGGGCCGGAGCCGGGGUGAGGAGUGAGCCGCAGUUCAUCCAGUUAGAUUCGCAUGGAAACCCCGUGUCACCUGAGGACCAAGUCAGCCUUGCUCAGCAGAUCUCAGACGUGGUGAAGCAGCCAGCGUUCAUCGCAGGAAUCGGAGCAGCCUGUUGGAUCAUCCUUAUGGUUUUUAGCGUCUGGCUCUAUCGACACCGGAAGAAGAGAAAUGGGCUGACUAGCACUUAUGCGGGUAUCAGAAAAGUCCCGUCUUUUACCUUCACACCAACAGUAACUUAUCAGAGAGGAGGCGAAGCUGUGAGCAGUGGAGGGAGGCCAGGACUUCUCAACAUCAGUGAACCUGCCACGCAGCCAUGGCUGGCAGACACGUGGCCUAAUACUGGGAACAAUCACAAUGACUGCUCCAUCAACUGCUGCACAGCAGGCAAUGGAAACAGCGACAGUAACCUGACCACGUAUAGUCGCCCAGCUGAUUGUAUAGCAAAUUAUAACAACCAACUGGAUAACAAACAAACAAAUCUGAUGCUCCCUGAGUCAACUGUUUAUGGUGAUGUGGACCUUAGUAACAAAAUCAAUGAGAUGAAAACCUUCAAUAGCCCAAAUCUGAAGGAUGGGCGUUUUGUCAAUCCAUCAGGGCAGCCCACCCCUUAUGCCACCACCCAGCUCAUCCAGUCAAACCUCAGCAACAACAUGAACAAUGGCAGUGGGGACUCCAGCGAGAAGCACUGGAAACCAUCCGGACAGCAGAAACAAGAAGUGGCACCAAUUCAGUAUAACAUCAUGGAGCAAAACAAACUGAACAAAGAUUAUCGAGCAAAUGACACAAUUCCUCCAACUAUCCCAUACAAUCAAUCAUAUGACCAGAAUACAGGAGGAUCCUACAAUAGUUCAGACCGGGGCAGUAGUACAUCUGGGAGUCAAGGGCACAAGAAAGGGGCACGGACACCCAAGGUACCAAAACAAGGUGGCAUGAACUGGGCAGACCUGCUCCCUCCUCCCCCAGUGCAUCCUCCCCCUCAGAGCACUAGUGAAGAGUACAGUAUUUCCGUAGAUGAAAGCUAUGACCAAGAGAUGCCGUGUCCCGUGCCACCAGCCAGGAUGUAUUUGCAACAAGGAGAACUAGAAGAGGAGGAAGAUGAGCGAGGCCCCACUCCCCCUGUGCGGGGAGCUGCUUCUUCUCCAGCUGCCGUGUCUUACAGCCAUCAGUCCACUGCCACUCUGACCCCCUCUCCACAGGAAGAACUCCAGCCCAUGUUACAGGAUUGUCCAGAGGAGAUCGGCCACAUGCAGCACCAACCCGACAGGAGGGUCCUCCCAUGUGUGCGUGCGCAUCUCUUAGCCAAGAUGGAUUCCAGCGAAGAGGCCUGUGGACGGCAGCCGGUGAGCCCUCCUCCACCUCCACGGCCGAUUUCCCCACCCCAUACCUACGGCUACAUUUCAGGACCCCUCGUCUCAGAUAUGGAUACGGAUGCGCCAGAAGAGGAAGAAGACGAAGCCGACAUGGAAGUAGCCAAGAUGCAGACCAGAAGGCUUUUGUUACGCGGGCUUGAGCAGACCCCUGCCUCCAGUGUCGGGGACCUGGAGAGCUCUGUCACUGGGUCCAUGAUCAAUGGCUGGGGCUCAGCCUCAGAGGAGGACAACAUUUCCAGCGGACGCUCCAGUGUUAGUUCUUCUGACGGCUCCUUUUUCACCGAUGCCGAUUUUGCCCAGGCGGUGGCAGCAGCAGCAGAGUACGCUGGUCUCAAAGUGGCGCGGCGCCAAAUGCAGGAUGCUGCUGGCCGCCGACAUUUUCAUGCAUCCCAGUGUCCUAGACCGACAAGUCCUGUUUCCACAGACAGCAACAUGAGUGCUGCGGUAGUGCAGAAGGCCAGACCAGCCAAGAAACAAAAACACCAGCCAGGACAUCUGCGCAGAGAAGCCUACACAGAUGAUCUUCCACCUCCUCCUGUGCCACCUCCUGCUAUAAAGUCACCCACUGCCCAAUCCAAGGCACAGCUGGAGGUACGACCUGUAAUGGUGCCAAAACUCCCUUCCAUAGAAACAAGAACAGACAGAUCAUCAGAGAGAAAAGGAGGCAGUUACAAGGGGAGAGAAGUAUUGGAUGGAAGACAAGUUGCUGAAAUGCGACCAAAUCCAGGUGACCCCAGAGAAGCACAGGAACAGCAAAAUGAUGGGAAAGGACGAGGAAACAAGGCAGCAAAACGAGACCUUCCACCAGCAAAGACUCAUCUCAUCCAAGAGGAUAUUCUACCUUACUGUAGACCUACUUUUCCGACAUCAAAUAAUCCCAGAGAUCCUAGUUCUUCAAGCUCAAUGUCAUCAAGAGGAUCAGGAAGCAGACAAAGAGAACAAGCAAAUGUAGGUCGAAGAAAUGUUGCAGAAAUGCAAGUUCUUGGAGGAUAUGAAAGAGAAGAUAAUAAUGAAGAAUUAGAGGAAACUGAAAGCUGAAGACAACCAGAGAGGCUUGUGAGAUCUAAUGUGAAAGUUAUCACUCAAGAUGCCUCAUGUCUGAUGACAUAUGACGCCAGAUAAAAUGUUCAGUGCAAUCAGAGUGUACAAAUUGUCGUUUUUAUUCCUCUUAUUGGAAUACCAUUUUUUUUUAAAUUUUAUUGGGGUUUUAUUGUUGUUGUUUGAUCCCUAUCCUUACGAAGAACCUCCCUAUUCCCCUCGCUGUUGGAACAAAUCAUUACACCUUGCUUCCAGCAAGAGAAGUAUUUGACUUCUUGCUUCAGUCAUCAGCCAGCAGGAGAGAACAAAACAGUUCUUUUGCAUUUGCCCCUGAGAUGUGGCAUUGCACUGCUUAUAUACCAAGCCAAUUUACAGCAAAAUAUUGAUCAAAGAUUCAAAGUUGACUAAUCAACCUCAUGUCAAGGGCUCUCAAGAUAUAAUCUUUCUAUAACCAACUGCUAAUGCAAACUAAAACAUAACUUCAUUUUAACAUGAUUUUAAAAUCAGUCUUUCAUACCACCCUCUGCUGGGAGAAAAAAAAAAUACAUAGCAAAUGCAGAACAACCACAAACAAUUUGAAUGGGGUAGAAACAUUGUAAAUAUAUACUCUUUGCAACCCAUGGUGGUACUUUAUUUUGUCUUCAUUUCAAUCAUUGAAGUAUAUUCUUAUUGGAAAUGUACUUUUGGAUAAGUAGGGGUAAGCCAGUUGGAUCUCUGGUUGUCUAGUCAUUGUCAUAAGUCAGCCAAGCAAAAACCUUGUUCUAUUUUUCAAUCAAAAAGCAAUUAUAAAUGCAUAUUACAAACAAAUGGAUGUUUUUAAUGACCAAUUGAAUAAGGACAUCCCUAUCUUAACUGGCCUAAAUUUCUUCUGGUAGUGUCAGUUCAACUUUCAGAAGUGCCACUUAAGGAAGUUUGAUUUUUGUUUUUGUAAUGCACUGUUUUUAAUCUUUUUUUUUUUUUUUGGUUUUAAAA